Aphanomyces astaci is the source of this 1410-nucleotide messenger RNA. RefSeq lists its product as hypothetical. Gene Ontology annotation, molecular function: zinc ion binding; metallocarboxypeptidase activity. NCBI's taxonomy places the organism in Eukaryota, Oomycota, Saprolegniomycetes, Saprolegniales, Verrucalvaceae. Bases 21 to 1268 code for a protein of 415 amino acids. The record is from RefSeq and is a predicted model, not a curated record. The transcript is spliced from 2 exons. Gene Ontology annotation, biological process: proteolysis.
CACGGUUUUGCACCAAUGGCAUGCGUUUUUCGACGAGCACAAAUAUUUACGCACAAGCACUUCGUGGAAUCGUCAUGGCAUCAUUUACUCUGUGGACGGUCGUGGCAGCUGCCUGCGUUGCUGUUGUACAAAGCCAGAACCCAGAUGUGGUCGCCGCCGCGGCGUGCCAACAAGAGGCCGCGCCAUAUCUGACCAGCCAGUUCGUGCCAGGCCAGUUCACCUCGUCGUCGUUCUUUGCGUGUUUCCGGCCGCAGGACCAAAUCUUCGAGUUCUUGGACACGAUGGUGGCUCGCACCCCGAACAACACGCUGACCAAGUUUACGAUUUCGAAAACGUUUGUAGGCCGGCCGAUCCCAGCGUACAAACUGUCGUCGGCUCCCUCCUCCAACCACUCGACCAUCGUCGUGCUCAGCAUGAUGCACGCUCGCGAAUGGAUCACAGCCCCCGCCACUGUCUACGCCAUCGCUAGCCUUGUUGACGACUUUGUUACCAAGAACACACCGCUCCCGUACGACUGGGUGUUUGUUCCGAUUGUCAACCUUGACGGGUACGUGGCGACGUGGACGACCGUCGAACGCUUGCGCCGGAAGAACGUGAAUCCAUUGGGUGCCAACAUUCCGUACGACGCCGUCGGAGACUCGAGCCAGAGUGGGGUCGACCUCAACCGAAACUACGGCCCCCUUUCUGUGUUUAAUCUCGUGCCCACGCUCAAGUCUAGCCUCACAUACCCCGGUUCAGCGCCGUACAGCGAGCCUGAAACCGUGGGCAUCCACACAUGGCUCCAGUCUCACCCCGAAGUGGUUGGGGCCAUCGAUGUCCACAGCUACGCCGGCCUGCUCUUGACCCCGUUUGGCAGCACCACCAACACCCCCGACGCCCCGUUCAACGACAAGUUUACUGCGCUCGGUGCGACCAUGCAAGACUCGAUCUUGAAGGCCACUGGGGUGUUGUAUAACGCGCAGCCGGCCAGCAAACUGUACUUGGCCUACGGCACGUUUGGCGAGUACUUUUUUCGAGUGUAUGGCAAGCCCAGUGUAACGUUUGAGCUCAAGGGCAAGAGCUUCAUCGUUCCGUCCACUACCAUCCCCGGCAGUGGCGACCACGUCGUGGCAGUGUGCCGAUCGUUUGCCGAGGGGAUUCCGCCGUUCAUGGCCAAUCUGCCAGCUCCCACCACCUUGCCUCCUAACGCGCCACGAAAUAGCGGCUUGCACCAUGUAGCCUCGAUUGGUGCAAGCAUGGUACUCGCAGCAAUUGUCAUUUAUUCAUAGUUUAGGCAACGGAUAAGGUAUUUCUGACGUUAAUACGUCGAAGUACUGGUACUAUUGUUUGGGUUUCGGGGGAGGGGUGUCGAUCUUUGACAAUUCAUGAACAGCAACCAAACGUAAAAAAUGACCAGCAUUCUGAAACUGC